UCUGUCCUCUGCUAGCAUGCUGAGAACACAGGUUUAUGCCAGCCAAAGUCCUUCUCAACGACAUUUAUAUAGGAUGGAGAAUAUACCUGAAUAUGAUAUGAGAGCGUUCUUUCGUGCACGCGUACUUUCACUUUGAUCGGGUCUCUGCUGGCGCGCCAGGUGCUCAUUGAAGGGAGCGAGCGCUGUUGGCGCAAGGUGUGGCGAGUGGACAAAUGUGGCCUUUCUACAAUGAACCGAGGACAAUUCAAUCAGCGUUUGUAAAGCCGCGGACGAAGGGAUAAUACUGUGUGUUUCUCUGUAGACAGUGGAGUUUUAAAGCCUAACUGGAUUGGAAACCGAGGUACCCUCUAAACCUGUCUAAUCAGGGUUACAUGCUGACUUGACUCUCCUUCAUUGAGCUCCAUACCGCUCCUCCAGCCCCAGAUGAUGCGGACGGACAAUAAAGGCCGAAGCGCCUCCCCCCACAGGAAUGCUUACAAGUCUGACUUUCACACCAUCAAAUGCUCCUUGGACACCACGACCAGGCCUAGACCUUCUUCCCUGGGCGCCUCUAUCCCUUCACCUGGCCCCAUGGCAGUCCCUCACACCAGGACUAGCAGUGGGAGUGACCCUGGUGAGGGUACCAGGGGUAGGGCCCUCAGCCCUAGAGGAACUAAGAUCAAAGACAACAUCUUCCUCCAGAUGGACAGCCAACAGCACCUCCUCCACCCCUUAUCUCAGGCCUUGCCCAAACACCCUCUCAGCUCCAGCUCUGUCCGGAGCAGUGUGGCCAGCAUGUCCAGCUUAGAAUCGUCUAUGCUAGAUAAACCGUCUAAGGCAGAGGAGUUAGCAGAGAUAGAUAGAGCUGCUCUAGCCCAGAAAUUCUCGGUGACCCGGAAGCUCUUUGAGACGGUCAGUGGGGGUCAACGUAUAAAGGUCAGCCCUGGCAGAGAGAGCAGGGGUUCGGUGGAAGAGAGUGGGGAGGAAAGGGGGCAGCUGACAUCCAUGUCAGAAAGCGAAGGAAAGGGUGAGAGAAGGAGAGCGCAAGAGGAAAGAGAACUCAUGAACAUUUCUCUACCCAACAUAGCACUCCAUACACCCACUUCCUCACUAGACACCAGCUUGCCUACACCCCUUCACCCUGUUAAUGGUCACUCCAGUGAGACAUUUUCCCCUGACGGUUCAAGUCCUACAACUGACCCCUCAGACAGCAGGAGUGUGUGCGAAAGAAGUGUGUUAGAUGGGAGUGUGUGUGAGGACUUUGUGGUCUUCCAUGUAUCCAACCCUUGUAGCCCAGCACCCAGCUCCCCCCACUCUCAGCCUCCAUCCCCUUCUUACAACUCCCCUAGUCCUCUCACUCCAGUCUCCCCCUGUUCUGACCAGACUGACCUUUAUAGCUUUAGUAGUCCUAAUGCUGACCCCCUGGACAACAGGAACCACCCUAAUGACCUUUACAUGACCCCUGGUGUCCCUUUGACCCCCAAAGAGGGGUCAGGGGCUGGGACUGUAAGGGCGGAACUAGUGGAAGUGAAGAACGAGUCGUCUGAGAGCGAAGGUAACGAAGGAGAGGAAGAGGACACCAUAAAGGAAGAGACUAUGAAGGAAGAGGAGGAAAGCACAAGGGGGGACGGCAAUGAGAAUAACCUGGUGGAUGAGCUGUUUGAAGAAUCCAGAGUGGAACCUCGAAUGGUUGAACCUACAUCGGAACAAAGAACAGUAGAACCUAGAAUGGUGGAACCUACAACGGCACAAAGAACAGUAGAACUUAGAAUGGUGGAACAGAGAAUGGUUGAACCUCCAGUAGAACCCAGAAUGGUAGUGUGUGUGGAGGGAUUCCCUGACAGUCCUGAGGUGACAGAACAGGAAAAUGAAUCAGAAAGAGACAUGAACCAGCAGGUGACAGAACAGAGGGAGGGGCGAAUGGAGGGAGAAAACAGACUGAUCAGCCAAGAAAUAGAGCAGUACAGAGAAGAGGGGACAACUGGAGACGGUGAGAGAGAGAAAGUGGAGGUAGGGACGGAAGAAGGAGAUGAGGCAGGAGAGCAGGAGGAGGAAAAGAAAAGAAGAGGGAGGUGA
Coregonus clupeaformis (lake whitefish) is the source of this 2055-nucleotide messenger RNA. Its product is annotated as neurabin-1-like. Gene Ontology annotation, cellular component: postsynaptic density; cytoplasm; actin cytoskeleton. Lineage: Eukaryota; Metazoa; Chordata; Actinopteri; Salmoniformes; Salmonidae. The transcript is spliced from 3 exons. Gene Ontology annotation, molecular function: actin filament binding. The record is from RefSeq and is a predicted model, not a curated record. Gene Ontology annotation, biological process: calcium-mediated signaling; neuron projection development; actin filament organization. Bases 424 to 2055 code for a protein of 543 amino acids.